AUGAUCGACAUAACACAGCUCUUGAUCCUCGGCGUCGUCGUGGCACUGGGGUACUUUGUGUUUAAUGGCUCGCGACAUGAUCCUCGUGAACCACCGUUAGUGAUCAGCGGCAUUCCGAUCCUGGGACACAUAUUUGGCAUUUUGUGGUAUGGAGUCGAUCACUGGGGUAAUCAGGCCAAGAAGCACCCUGGGCAACCUAUCAUUAGUUUGGACAUGUUCUUUACUAAGUUUUAUGUGAUUACCUCGCCAGAUCUGAUGCAAGCUGUGCAGCGUAACGCUAAAACGCUUAGCUUUGAGCCACUACUAUUUUUUAGUGCUAAGAAUAUCUCCGGUAUCUCAAACCAGAGGACUCUAAAUCUCCUUAAGGAGAGAGAUGCCGGCGGUGAGGGUCUCAGCUCUAAGAUCUUGCACGCUAUGACCCCGGCACUGUCGGGGAAAGCUUUGGAUAAAAUGAACAUUCAGAUGAUCCAGUUGCUUCGGCCAUUUAUUGAGAAGUUAGGGGAGAGCUCCAUAUUCGACUUAUACGAGUGGUGCAAAGAUGCUACCAUAGCUGCUAGCACAGAAGCUGCAUACGGCCCAAUGAACCCUUAUAAAGAUAAGGUAAUUAAGGAUGGGUGGUGGGACUUCGAAACCGGCCUUACUAUGCUAAUAGCAAAUACUCUACCGUGGCUUACUGCACGAAAGGCAUGGAAGGGUCGUCGGAGGGCCGCUAAUGCAAUUCUGAAGUACUUUCAGGACGGCGGCCAUAACCAAGCAUCGGAACUUACAACUAUGCGGUUAAAGAUAUCUAUAGAAAGUGGAUUCACUCUCGAGGAAUACUCUAAGCUCGAAGUCGGUACGCUACUAGGAUUGGUAUCAAAUACUAUUCCCGCUAUGUUCUGGUGCCUCUUUGACCUAUACUACCGACAAAAGCUCCUCGACGAAAUCCGUGAGGAGAUUCAGGCGAAUGCUCUUAUUAUAGCUACGGAUGGAACAUAUCGCAUCAACUUAACAGCGAUUCGGGAGCAGUGCCCCCUUCUACUCUCCACAUUCCAGGAGAUUCUUCGUACCCGGACUAAUUCCGCCCCGACCCGCCUCGUUUUGAAAGACACUCUCCUUGCGGAUGAAUAUCUUCUCAAGGCCGGGAACACGGUCAGCAUCGUAUCAGAAUUGGUGGCUCAGCGCCCAGAAGUUUGGGGCGAGACUUCUGGGGUAUUUAACGAACGUCGGUUCAUGAACUCUGGAGAGAAAAAGGAAUCUCGUCGGGUGGGAGGGUUCCUGACGUUUGGUUUAUCGCCAACAAUCUGUCCUGGCCGACACUUUGCCAGCUCCGAGAUUCUGCUCUUGGUGGCCAUGGUCAUCCUUCGAUAUGAUAUUUCACCUGUUGGUGGAGUCUGGAAGGAGCCCAAAAUCGCGGCGAGUAUGGUCUCGAUCAUGGGACCUAUCAAAGAAAAGUUCCUAGUCGAAGCGAGCGCAAGAAAGGAAUAUGCAGGUAUCAAGUGGGGUUUCCAUGUGGAAGAGGGUAAAGGGCAGUUUCCACUGGUUAUAGGAUAG
Molecule: messenger RNA, 1533 nt
Organism: Penicillium subrubescens
Lineage: Eukaryota; Fungi; Ascomycota; Eurotiomycetes; Eurotiales; Aspergillaceae
Product: cytochrome P450
Exons: 3
Coding region: 1-1533 (510 amino acids)
Molecular function (GO): oxidoreductase activity, acting on paired donors, with incorporation or reduction of molecular oxygen; iron ion binding; heme binding
Source: RefSeq, a predicted model, not a curated record